This is a messenger RNA of Selaginella moellendorffii, 3418 nucleotides long. Its product is annotated as actin cytoskeleton-regulatory complex protein pan-1. Gene Ontology annotation, molecular function: mRNA 5'-cap (guanine-N7-)-methyltransferase activity. NCBI's taxonomy places the organism in Eukaryota, Viridiplantae, Streptophyta, Lycopodiopsida, Selaginellales, Selaginellaceae. Gene Ontology annotation, cellular component: nucleus. The record is from RefSeq and is a predicted model, not a curated record. The coding region runs from base 13 to 2952 and encodes 979 amino acids. Gene Ontology annotation, biological process: 7-methylguanosine mRNA capping. The transcript is spliced from 11 exons.
ACAGUAUGCCCCAUGGCUGCUGCUGGGGGCAGCUGGGCGCCAUGGGGGAGCGGCCUCCCCGGUCGAUUGCACGAUUUCGUGAAGACUGUGCUCCUCCAGCAGCUAGUUUCGCCCGGCGCAGCGGUGUGUGAUCUUCUGUGCGGUAGAGGGACGGACACGGCGAAAUUUGGAGCGGCGGGCAUUGGUAGCUACGUGGGGCUCGAUUUGUCCGCGUCGGCUCUCCAGGAUGCUGAAGAGGAGUGGAGAACUCUCGGCAAGCCGUACACUGCGAGCUUCUGCCAGCUUGAUCCUUUUCUCGGAGACCUUGAAUCGAAGCUGCAGGAUAAGGAGCUCCCAUUUGAUACCAUCUGUUGUUUGGGACAUUUGCAGGACUCGUUCUCGAGCGAAGAGAAAGUAAAGCAGCUGCUGGAAAACGUUGUUAGCUUACUAAAAUUUGGCGGCAUUUUCUUUGGAAUCACUGCUGAUGCUUCAACACUCUGGUCGAAGUAUCAAAAAGCUGUUGAAUCGGCAUUGAAGACAGGAACUUUACGUCCUGGCAGCACAAUUCCCCGUGUCAAAGCCGAACUUUACACCAUCACUUUUGACGAUGAUCGAUUUAAUAUAUUUGGGACAAGGUAUCAGCUGCGUUUUGCUGAUGAUGGGCUUGCCCCUCAGAGCCAACUCCUCGUCCAUUUCCCUAGCCUUAUCAGAUUGGCUAAAGAAGCUGGGCUGGAAUUUAUCGAGAUCCAAAAUCUGGACGAGUUCUUUGAAGAUUAUCGGCAUCUCUUUGCCGACGCAUUUACAAGUAACUGCUCGAGCUUUUUAGAUCCGAAAGGAAAGCUCAUGGCACCAAUUCGCGAUGUUCUUAGUUUGUAUACUACGUUCAUAUUCAGAAAAGCGGAAUCCUAUUCCCCAGGUCGACCAGCUCUUCAACCUACUUAUGACCUGAAGGAGUCGAUAUCUACGCUAACAACGGAAGUGAUCAAAGUUACUGAGCAGAAGCCGGAAUUGCGAUCGUUUUCUCGUAGAUCGCAUAAAAAUUCAGAUGGCGAGACAAAGAAAAAGUCGAUUUUCCGUAAAGACACGGAAGACAACAGUAAGAUUGAAGCCGUGGAGGAAGUUAAAGCUGAAGUAGUCAAGGAAUUACGAACUUACGAACGUGCUCAACGUGACUCCAGAAGAAGAGGUUCCGAGAGUAGAGCCCAGGUUCAAGAAGCUGAUUCCAGAAAGCAAGUAGCAGAAAGUCAGGGGGAAUCGGCACAAGAGGACGAAGGAGGCGUUCGCAAAAGCGGCAUGGACUCUACGAAGUGUCCGGACGUGGAAAACGAUUCCUCGAGGUCUACGAAGCGUUCUGAGAUGGAAGACGAAUCCUGGAGGCCUACAAGGCGUGCAGACUUGGAAGAAGAUUUCCGAAGAUCUGCUAAAGGUGACGAUGACUCCAGGAAGUCUGCGAAGCGAGCGGAGACGAGUGACGAUUCUCGAAGGUCUACCAAACGUUCAGAUAAGGAUGACGAUUUCAGGAGGUCGACAAAGACGGAUGACGAUUUCAGGAGGCCUGCAAAACGUCUGGAAAUGGAGGAAGAUUCUAGGAGAUUUUCCAAGCGGCUAGAGGCGGACGAUGACUCCCGGCGGAGUUCGAGACGUCCAGAGGAUUCCAGGAGAUCUUCGACAAAGCGUUCAGACGUAGAUGAAGAUGUUGGGAGGCCGUCAACAAGGCGUUCAGAGGCGGACGAUGAUUUUCGGAGGUCUGCAAGGCGGCCAGAGAUGGAUGACGACUGCAAAAAGUCUGCAAAGCGGCCAGAGGUGGAUGACGACUCCAGAAAGUCUACAAGGCGAGGAGAGAUGGAUGACGACUCAAGAAAGUCUACGAAGCACGAAGAUGAUGCCAGGAGGUCCACUACAAGACGUCCAGAGGCGGAAGAUGAUUCUAGGAGGUCUACUACAAGACGUCUGGAGGUGGAAGAUGAUUCCAGAAGGUCUACUACAAGACGUCCCGAGGUGGAAGAUGAUUCCAGGAAGACUACAAGACGUCCCGAGGGGGAAGAUGAUUCCAGGAGAUCCACUACAAGACGUCCCGAGGCGGAUGAUGAUUCCAGGAGGUCUACCACAAAGCGUCCAGAGGCGGAUGAUGAUUCCAGGAGGUCUGCUACAAAGCGUCCAGAGGCGGAUGACGAUUCCAGGAGAUCAUCUACAAAGCUUCCAGAGGCAGAAGAUGAUUCCAGGAGGUCUACCUCAAAGCGUUCAGAACCGGAAGAUGAUCCCCGGCGGACGGAGGAGGACUCGAGGCGGUCGACUGCAAAGCGUCCAGAGACGGAUGACGAUUCCAGGCGGCCAGCAAAGCCUCGAGAGGCGGACGACAGGCCUACAACGCGGGAAGAGGUGCUUCCAGAAGUGGACGAUGAGUCCAGGAGGAAACACCACGAAGCCGACGUUCUUCCACCAUCAAGAACGUCAACUCCGCCACCUCCGCCACCUCCGCCGCCACCACCGCCGCCGCCAGAGACCGAGGCAGAAGCAGCAGUAGCAUCAACUUCGACGACUUCCACUCCGACUUGUUUGGAAGCGGCGGCCGAAGUAGCAGCGCCGGAGCCAACCGGAGAGGAAGCUGCGCCGCCGUCAAAAGCUCCACCCGUUUACGAAUACAAGAGGAGGAACCAGCAUCGCUGGGUGAACAAGGCUUACAUCCAGCCGCAAGCACCACAGCCGCCUCCACCGCCGCCGCCGCAAGCAUUUCCAAGCCCAGGUUCCGAGAUGGAGCUUCGAGCCGAGAUGGAAGCUUACCAGCGGAGGCUCAACGUUCCAAGUAUCUUGGGACCAGGACCAGCAGUUCCACUCAUGAUCCAUGCUUUCAGGAGAGGAGACGCGAGUAGAAACUACAUGAAAGACCGCAGCUUUCACAGGGGGAUACAAGACUUUCUCGGCGCUCGGGAAGCUGUCCAUGAUGACUUUGGUGACUGGCUUCCCUGGCUGUAGCUCCUUGACGAACAAGAGGCUUAUGAAAGUCUCCAGGAGCUGGGGAACGAAGACGCGAAACAGGAGUGAGACCUUGUACCAGGUCGGCACCACCACGUAGCGCUCGCCCCUGGUGACCGCGGACACGAUCUGCUUCGCGCAGUACUGCGUUGAAGCUACUGGAGAAGGGCCGACGAGAGUCUGCGAAGUGAAAGCUCGUGAGCGAACUCCAGAACUGUCGAUACAGAGAAUGGUUUCUCAAACUUACGUCGCGUAUGUCAACGUUCAUGUCGUGCUUCCCCUCGGCUGACAUGAACUUGCCCAUUGUCAUCUCGCUGUGGAUGUAGCCAGGCAUGGCAAUCGUCAUUCCUCCUAUAUCUGAUCGAAGCUCAGUCCUCAGGGUAUCGAAGAAGUUCACCACGGCUGCUUUGGAGGCCUAGAAAAUCCUUGUUUGAGACGAGCAAAGAAAUACAAACUUUACGUUGUA